CUUAUACCUGAAGGGAAGUGAUUUCAUUUGAAAUUCCGUUUAAGCAGCGAUUGUUUUGCCAUGAUUCACUGUUGUUUUUCUCGCUAGCUGACCUUUGAAACUGAUUCGGCCGACUGAAAGUGCUUCAGCAGAAGCCCCCAUGCAAUGCAAGUGCAUUAUACAAAACUAUGAUAAAUUGAAUGUAAGCCAAGAGGUUACGAUAAAAGUAGCCAGUUUUUCAAGAAGAGACACUUUAGAUUGCAAAUCGUGGCAUCUGCAAAGAAAUGGUUUCACUUAAGAUCUCGGUUUUUCUACUCAUAUUUGUUGUUGGCUUGACGGCGAGGGCGGAAGAUCUGAGAGCUGGUCUCAUGCGCAGAUGGCCAAGAGCAGUAUGCGGUCGAACUAGGUACAAUCCAAGUUUCAAAAUCUGUUGCGCUGGGAGGCUGCAGGCUAAAGGAUUCGACAACGCCUGCUGUGGUACCCAAAGCUACCAUAAAGGAAGUAAAAUCUGUUGCGCUGGGAGGCUGCAGUCUAAAGGAUUCGACAACGCCUGCUGUGGUACCCAAAGCUACUAUAAAGGAAGUAAAAUCUGUUGCGCUGGGAGGCUGCAGUCUAAAGGAUUCGACAACGCCUGUUGUGGUACCCAAAGCUACUAUACAGGAAGUAAAAUCUGUUGCGCUGGGCGGUUGUACACAAGGGGAUUCAGCAACAGUUGUUGAAUUUCUUAGAGCUAGAACUAGACAUAACAUUGAUGUUUUUCAUAAACUUACAGAUGUAAUAGUUGAAACUGGAACCUCUUUUUGUAUACAACAUUAUGAUCGACCCACACUCCCAACUCCCCAUUCUUGUUUUUACUUAUUUUGGCGAUAAAUAUACAUUGUAUAUCGAAUUGGAAACGAUUAUUUUACUUACUCCCACUAAAUGUCUACCGCUCCUUGUUCUUACAAAGAUUAUCCGACAUCUAAAUAAAAGUUUUUCAAAAGA
This is a messenger RNA of Exaiptasia diaphana, 963 nucleotides long. RefSeq names its product galaxin. NCBI's taxonomy places the organism in Eukaryota, Metazoa, Cnidaria, Anthozoa, Actiniaria, Aiptasiidae. Bases 264 to 698 code for a protein of 144 amino acids. The record is from RefSeq and is a predicted model, not a curated record. The transcript is spliced from 4 exons.